Messenger RNA from Aspergillus bombycis, 2787 nucleotides. Its product is annotated as putative DNA mismatch repair protein (Mlh3). The record is from RefSeq and is a predicted model, not a curated record. Gene Ontology annotation, cellular component: mismatch repair complex. NCBI's taxonomy places the organism in Eukaryota, Fungi, Ascomycota, Eurotiomycetes, Eurotiales, Aspergillaceae. Gene Ontology annotation, molecular function: ATP-dependent DNA damage sensor activity; ATP binding; ATP hydrolysis activity. The transcript is spliced from 2 exons. Gene Ontology annotation, biological process: mismatch repair. The coding region runs from base 1 to 2787 and encodes 928 amino acids.
AUGUCUGGGAACAGUCGCAGGAUUGAGCCCUUGCCGCCCGAAGUGGUAGCCAAGCUCAAAUCUUCCACGUCCAUCACGCACCUAAAUGGGGUGAUCGUCGAACUAGUGAAGAACGCGCUGGACGCAGAUGCCCGCACAGUCUCUGUGACGGUAGACUUUCGACGUGGGGGUUGUAAGGUGGAUGACGAUGGUGAUGGAAUUCUACCAACGGAGUUCGAGCCCAGCGGAGGCUUAGGGAAGGCACAUCAUACAUCAAAAUAUCAGACUCUCACUGGUGUAUAUGGCCAGAAGGGGCUGUUUCUAGCCUCGUUGUCUUCACUUUCGCUGCUGACCAUCACUUCUCACCAUGUUCGCCAUCCUAACACAAAUACUAUCAUGUUCCACCAUUCAACUCCGGUUGCACGGCUGAUACCAGCUCCAGUCCAACAGGAGCUUAGACUUAGCAGCCAUGGAACUAGCGUUACGGUCAAUGAUUUGUUUGGAAACAUGCCCGUGAGAGUGAAACAUCGCGCCUUGGCCUUACAAAGGCACGACGAGUUGGAUCGGCAAUGGGACGAACUACGACAGCAGUUAGUCUCGUUAAUGCUUGCGAAUAGUAACUUGACAAAGUUGGUUAUCAUCGAAGCUUCUAGAGAUAAGAGGAUCAGCAUCCGAACCCAGAAUCGCCGAACCGAUCGUGAACUGGACCUCCAGCGAAUAGUAUCAAUUCUUGCGCAGGCAGGACUGAUUGAGCCUCAGAACGCUCACAGCUGGGAUGCUGUCUCAGCUAACGUGCCUAGUUUCUCUGUUCAUGCUGCUAUAUCCCUUGUACCAAACCCUACCAAGAAAAUACAAUUUAUCUCCUUGGGGAUGGAUCCAGUCUUUCCCAAAAGCAGUGUCAAUAUAUUCUACGCCGAAGUUAACCGCUUGUUUUCUCUGUCUGAUUUCGGUACCACGGGCACCCCAUCUACAUUCGCUCCCAGGAGAAGCCCAGCAAAGCCUCCUGGCCGUUACAGUGGUUCAAGUACAAAAUCUAUGACCAAGGCUGUCAACAAGUGGCCUAUGUUCUAUAUACGCAUAGAUACUAAUGAAACUCAUAAGAUCAACAGUGAGGGCCAUGAAUUGCCCGAGUCUGACAAAUCAGUCCAACGCAUUAUGGAUGUACUUGCGGCAAUGAUACAAGAAUUCUUGAAGCAGCAUGACUUACGCCCGCGCGCUGGGAGGAGACAGAGGGUGGCACAAAAACAGACGGUCGGAACACCCACAAGCAGUUCUGAUCGUGCACCAAACCGUCCAGGUCAAGCAUUCAACAGCGAGGAAGCUCUGUACCGUCAGUUGAAACUUCCGAACUUCCAAAUGUUCGCGCCAAACGUCAGUCAAAGUUUUGGAGAGUGGUCAAGAAUCAAAAGUGCCCACGAGUCUUUCAACGCACGCUCUACAAGACCAAAAGCCAAAUCAACCUCUCCAGAGAAGGCCUGUAUCAUUAAGCGGAAUUUAGCCCGGGAAACCCUGCCAACUCGGCCAGAAAGAAACAAGCGUAGGAUGCUUGAGGGGUCAGAUGCAUUAGCCACGUACACUGGUUUUACGACGCCUGAAACUGAGAACGGAUCAGGAAGUGAUAUUGUGGUUCAUUGGACCGAUUCCUAUACUGGAAGGAGACAUCUGAUCAACUCCCGGACUGGCCAGUCAGUGGGUACCAGAUCACCUUUGGAUGCCGUCCAGAGACCUAGAUCAACAGGAUCACUCCAGACAAUACGAGAGUGUGAUAGUAUAACAAGGCCGAAGUCGGCAAUUUUGAGCAAGACACAAAACUUAUGGGUUGAGAAAAUGAUGGACAAUUGGGAAAACCCUGUUUUCAGCCGAUCCGAGAAAUUUCUCGAUGUGGUCGGAACGGGAUAUGGCACCAAAGCACAUAUGGCACACUCCAGAGUUAACGAUGUUCCAGCGGACGUUUGCGGGUUUGAGAAUUUGGGAUUGCCAAAUGUUCGAGGCAAGCUGCGAAGACAGGAUCUGGAAACGGCGGAGAUAAUCGCGCAGGUUGAUCACAAGUUCGUCCUGGCUAAGAUAAGAUCUAUGGCAGCGAGUGAAUUUAGCAAUGAUCCAGGUUCCAUUCUGGUGCUUAUCGACCAGCAUGCUGCCGAUGAGCGAUGCCGGGUAGAGAGAUUAUUCAAGGAGUACUUCACACCAUCAUUGGAAAGUUCUGGGCAAGUAAGGACGAUCACAUUGGAACCUAUUAUUUUUGAGAUACCCGUUACCGAGGCAUAUAUUUUUGGAAGAUAUAAACAGUUCUUUGAGUCUUGGGGUGUUGAAUACACCGUUGAACAAGGGCCUGCAGACAAAUCUGUAUACAUUUAUGUGCAUACACUCCCCAUGCUUAUCGCCGAGCGUUGCAGGCUCGAGCCAGAGUUGGUUACCAAUCUGAUUCGAGGGCACAUUUGGAAACGCGAGGGAAACGGCAUGGGACCUGAGGACCGGGUAACAGUUUUGGGACAGGAUCGCUGGGCGGAACAACUUGAUAUAUGCCCCCAGGGGAUCGUCGAGCUAUUGAACUCGCGGGCCUGUCGGACAGCCAUCAUGUUUAAUGAUGACCUGACGAUCGAGGAGUGUCAAAGCCUUGUCCAAAACCUCGCGCGAUGCAUCUUUCCGUUCCAAUGUGCGCAUGGGCGGCCAUCAAUGAUUCCCUUACUUGACAUGACGGAUACCUUGGCAAUGGUUCAUCCAGAAGCUGAGUAUAUGAGCGAAGAAGAAGAGCAAGCUGAGUUUCCUGAGGUGUUCAAAGCCUGGAGGGACAAGAUCACAUUUCACUGA